Cylicocyclus nassatus is the source of this 322-nucleotide messenger RNA. NCBI's taxonomy places the organism in Eukaryota, Metazoa, Nematoda, Chromadorea, Rhabditida, Strongylidae. The record is from the annotation of a GenBank genome assembly.
CAGAAUAAAGAAAAUCUUAAUGACAUCUGUAGCGCCUUUCUUAAAUCUGUUGCUUGUCUUGUAUGGCAGUAAAAAAGUAACAUGCCGAGCUGGAACCUACUGGCUGAGGGGAAACGAAUGUGAUAUGCAUGGUAUUGAGAUCUUGCGCUAUGCAACCGGCGUAUUAUUCUUUGCACUCGCUGUUUAUCAUCCUUACCCAUAUGGAGCAUAUGACCUUUCGACUAACUCUCCAUGUAUCUCAGCACUAUGCAUUCAUGGAUUACGUGUGUAUCACAUAUACACACAUUUCUAUGGGAGUUGGAAUCUAUCUAAUUCGUGUUCU